Messenger RNA from Paramecium tetraurelia, 689 nucleotides. RefSeq lists its product as uncharacterized. Gene Ontology annotation, biological process: regulation of exocytosis; protein secretion. The record is from RefSeq and is a predicted model, not a curated record. Lineage: Eukaryota; Ciliophora; Oligohymenophorea; Peniculida; Parameciidae. The transcript has 4 exons. Gene Ontology annotation, molecular function: GTP binding; GTPase activity.
AUGCUUUAAAAUUAGUGUUAAUUAGUAGAAUUUCUAGUCUUUGGAUAAUCAUAUAUUGGUAAAACUUCAUUUCUAAAGUCGGCAAAGGGAGAAAAAUUUGAUGAAAAUUAUUACCCUAAUACAGGAAUAGAAUUAAUAAUCAAAUAGAUUAAGAUUAGGGAUGAAAUAUAGAAAUUAUACUUGUGGGAAUUUCCAGGAUUUUCAAAUUUCAAACAGAUAGCAAGAAGGUAUUAUAAAAGGGCUUAAGGUCUUAUAUUACUAUACGAUAUAACUGAUCAUGAGUCAUUUAUUAAUUUAGAAAACUAUCUAGAAGAAGCAAUUUAGCAUCAUGAUUCACUUUUGAGCAUCAUCUUGAUUGGAAACAAAGUGGAUUUAGAUAGUAAAAGAUAAGUUUCAAUUGAAGAAGCAGAGGAUUUUGCUCAAAAAAAGGGAUUCCCUUUUUUCGAAAUUAGUGCUAAAACUAAUCAUAACAUUGAUUUAGUACUUGAAUAUUGUCUUAGUGAUGUUCUUGAAAAAGCCAAAAUUAAAGGAAUUGAAUUAAAAAAAAUUCAUAUUGAUAAUGAAGAGCCAGAAUCACAAACUUCCAAUUCAGUAUCUUUAAACUAACAAAAGAAGAAUUGGUUUAAGUGUUAUUGAUAUUUAAAUUCAUUUUAAAUAAAUAAACCAUUAAAUAAUUUUCUAAUGUUAAA